UCUUCAUUCAACGCAAGGUCUGCUGUUAGAAGAGGGAGAGAGGGAGCAAUUGAAUUUUCACAGAAGUCUCGUCUUAAGGGCUCUUGCCAUAACCCCAGCAAAAGAAGGUGUAGUUGAUCAUUUUGAAGGCCUUGAAUGA
This is a messenger RNA of Lactuca saligna, 139 nucleotides long. The record is from the annotation of a GenBank genome assembly. NCBI's taxonomy places the organism in Eukaryota, Viridiplantae, Streptophyta, Magnoliopsida, Asterales, Asteraceae.